AUGUACAGCGCGUGGUUAAAUACCAGACGUAGUACUAAUUUAGAAAAGUUGCAUUUCAUUAUCGGCCACGGAAUCAUUCGUAAAGAACUGAGAGACGAAAUAUUCUGCCAUCUUUGUAAACAGUUAUCAAACAACCCAUCGAAAGCCUCUUUCGCUCGCGGGUGGAUUCUACUAUCACUUUGUGUUGGCUGCUUCCCACCUUCUGAGAGAUUUGUCAAUUACCUUCGCUCCUUCAUCAGAGAGGGACCCGCUGGCUAUGCUCCGUAUUGUGAGGGACGUUUAAUGAGGACUUUCAAAAAUGGCUCCCGCACACAACCUCCUAGUUGGCUGGAACUGCAAGCUACGAAAACGAAGAAACCCGUAUUACUCACAGUUACUUUAAUGGAUGAGACCAUGAAAACUGUACAGUCUGAUUCAGCCACAACAUCUGAAGAAAUAUGCCAGCAAAUAGCCGAUAAUGUUGGUCUUAGUGACACAUUUGGGUUCUCACUUUACAUAACACUCUAUGAUAAAGUCCUUUCUUUGGGUAGUGAAGGAGAGCAUAUUAUGGACGCAAUUUCACAAUGUGAACAAUACGCAAAAGAGCAAGGAACACCAGAGAAAAGCGCUCCGUGGAGGUUGUUCUAUCGAAAAGAAGUAUUCACGCCCUGGCAUAAUCCAGCAAACGACCCAGUUGCUACCAACCUCAUAUAUCACCAAGUGGCUAAGGGUGUCAAGUUCGGAGAAUACCGCUGCAAUUCUGAAACCGAUUUAGCAAUCAUUGCAGCACAACAGCAUUACAUAGAGUAUGGAGCAUAUAUUGAACCAAACGUUUUAAGAAAAGUAAUCGCAAACUACAUUCCAAAUCAGUUUAUUCAGAGUAACGAUGCAGCGUUAACAAAAUGGGAACAUUUAAUUACAAAAGCAUUUGAAGCGUCGCAGAGUAUUCAAUCUAAGAUAGAGCCGCUGCGAUGUAAAGAAGAUAUUGUUAUAUUCGCAAAAAUAAAAUGGCCUAUGAUGUUUUCAAGAUUCUUCGAAGCUAUAAAAUUGAAAGGUGAUUCAAUCAACAAGGAUAUCGUCAUUAUAGCAAUUAACUGGACUGGAAUCUACAUUGUCGAUCAAUCUGAGCAUAUUCUCUUAGAAAUGUCUUACCCUGAAGUCACAUAUGUCGCAUACAGCGAAGACAAAGAUUACGAAAAUAUUGGUAGAGUGACUAUCAAAACUAUACAGCAAGAAGAAUUCGUAUUUCAGAGUGUUGAAGCGAGCGAAAUGAGCUCAUUAAUAAUAUACCUUAUAGAUGGUUUAAAGAGGCGCUCUGUAUAUGUUAUAGCUCAAAGUGAUUCUCAAGGGUACAGUGACGCUGCCUCAUUCUUACAAUAUAAAAAAGGUGAUCUCAUUACCCUUUUACAAGAGUUUAACGGUGAAACUCUCAUGAAUGCUACUUGGGGCCACGGACUGUGUAAUGGAAAAGAAGGUUUAUUCCCCACAGAACAAGUUUAUAUAUUACCUACACUGUCUUUACCACCAACUUCUGUAUUAGAGGUAUUCAAAAAAGGUAACAUAAACAACGACAAAAAAGUUACCUCUCAAUAUAAUACUUUGCAGAGGAAGAGAAUGUAUACCUUAGAAAAAUACGCUAAAGAACAUUUUAGAGAAAACUUUGAUAUUCAAGCCACAAUAUCCAAACAAUCCACUAUAACAUCCGCUAAGAAGUCAGUGUUGGGCGAUCUUUGGGCCCAUACGCGUGAACCUCUCCGCCUUCCUUUACUAAAUAAAUUACUAGAUGACGAAAAGAUUUGUAAAGUGGCUGUUGCAACAUUCUUUGCGAUUUUGAAAUACAUGGGCGAUAUGCCCAGUCCAAAACCACGGUCAACUACUGAGUAUACAGAUGAAAUAUUCAUGCCUGCAUUAAAGGAUCCCAUAUUACGCGAUGAAAUUUAUUGCCAAAUAAUGAAACAACUGACUAACAAUAGAAUACAACUGAGUGAGGAAAGAGGAUGGGAGUUGAUGUGGCUGGUGACAGGAGUGUUUGCCUGCGGCCAAACUUUAAUGAAGGAAUUAGUAGAGUUUCUUAAAACGAGACCGCAUCCUAUAGCUAAAGACUGUUUGAAACGGGUUUUCAAAAUUCAAAAGGGAGGCGCCAGGAUGUAUGCCCCAUAUGUGGUGGAAGUUGAGGCGAUACAACACAGGAGUAUGCAAAUAUACCACAAAGUUUAUUUCCCUGAUGACACUGACGAGGCAUUUGAAGUUGACUCAUCGACCAAGGCAAAAGAUCUAUGCGAACAAAUUACUGGUCGGUUGAGUUUGAAGAACAGCGAUGGGUUUAGUCUGUUUGUUAAGAUUAUAGAUAAAGUAUUCUCAGUUCCGGAUAAUUAUUAUUUCUUUGACUUUAUACAUGAACUUGUUGAAUGGAUGAAGCAAACUAGACCGGCGCGAGUUACAGGUGGCCAAUUACAAAUGAACUACCAGAUAUUUUUCAUGAAGAAACUAUGGAUCAAUACAUUGCCUGGCAAAGACAAGAACGCUGAUGAAAUAUUCUAUUUCCCCCAAGAGCUACCCAAAUAUUUGCGUGGUUAUCACAAGACGUCCAAGCAAGAUUUAGUGGAUUUAGCGGCUCUUAUUUAUAGAGCCAGAUUUGGUGAUGAUCAGGCGCUAUUGCCUCAAAUCCCUCAAAUGCUGGACGAGUUCAUACCACCAGAUAUGCUAAAAAUUAUGUCCAAUUCUCAAUGGAAAUCUGCAAUAAGUGCAGCUCAUCUUAAACAUGGUGUCAUGAGUGAAAGCGAAGCUAAGGAGCAAUUUUUGAAAAAGAUCUACCAAUAUCCAACAUUUGGAACAGCUUUCUUUGAAGUUAAGCAAACUUCUGACCCGACAUAUCCAGAAAUGGUUGUCAUCGGUAUUAAUAGGCAGGGCGUAAGCGUCAUUCAUCCACAAACACGGGAUGUUAUGGUGACAUAUCCAUUUUCACAACUAUCCAAUUGGUCAUCAGGAAAUACAUUCUUUCACAUGACAAUGGGAAGCUUCAUGAGAGGAACCAAAAUACUAUGCGAGACUUCUUUAGGUUAUAAAAUGGAUGAUUUAAUAUCAUCAUACAUAGCUGUUUUGCGUCAAUCAAUCAAGCAAAGAACUCGAAACUAA
Messenger RNA from Pieris macdunnoughi, 3114 nucleotides. NCBI's taxonomy places the organism in Eukaryota, Metazoa, Arthropoda, Insecta, Lepidoptera, Pieridae. The record is from the annotation of a GenBank genome assembly.